This is a messenger RNA of Plectropomus leopardus (leopard coralgrouper), 1918 nucleotides long. It is a transcript of the gene slc35f1, whose product is annotated as solute carrier family 35 member F1. Gene Ontology annotation, molecular function: transmembrane transporter activity. The record is from RefSeq and is a predicted model, not a curated record. Gene Ontology annotation, cellular component: membrane. Gene Ontology annotation, biological process: transmembrane transport. NCBI's taxonomy places the organism in Eukaryota, Metazoa, Chordata, Actinopteri, Perciformes, Serranidae.
GGAUGUGACUCUGGUAGUUUCUCUUCAGGGGAGGACAUCCCUGCAGCAGGUUAGUGCCACCGAUUAUACACGCCACUGCGUGCUCCCUCUGACCCGCUCUGCCGCCUGCAACACGGACACCGGGAGGCUCCUCCGCCGCUGAGGUGAGCCUGCUCCCCGUCCCCUCCUCCUCCUCCUCCUCCUCCUCCGGUCCUCCUCGGAGCGGAAUGCGCUGAUCUCCGCUCAGUCUGUGGAAGGAUGAUGUCUGUCGUCUCCACUGUGGAGAGCGCUCCCAGAGGUACAGGCACCCCGGCGCCGAGCCUUUACCAGCGGAUCAGGAGGGUCUUAACCAGGGACCUGUUGGUGACCCUGGCCCUGGGUCAGGUCCUGUCCCUGUUGAUCUGUGCCAUCAGUCUGACCAGCAAGUACUUGGCUGAUGACUUCCACGCUAACACGCCGGUGUUCCAGAGCUUUCUCAACUACAUCCUUCUGUUUCUGGUCUACACCACCACACUGGCAGUCAGGCAAGGGGAAGGGAACCUGCUCGCCAUUCUGAAGCAGCGCUGGUGGAAAUACAUGAUUCUGGGUUUGAUAGACAUCGAGGCCAACUACCUGGUGCUUAAAGCUUACCAGUACACUACGCUCUCCAGUGUGCAGCUGUUGGACUGUUUUGUCAUCCCCGUGGUCCUGCUGCUGUCCUGGUUCUUUCUUUUGGUGAGGUACAAGGCGGUGCAUUUUGUCGGGGCGGGGCUGUGUCUGCUGGGCGUCGGCUGCAUGGUGGGAGCGGACAUCCUGCUCGGUCGACAGCAGGGCCUCGGAGAGCAGAAGCUGUUUGGGGAUCUUUUGGUUCUGGGAGGAGCAACAUUAUACGGGAUCUCCAACGUCUGCGAGGAGUUCAUCGUGAAGAACCUGAGCCGCGUGGAGUUCCUCGGCAUGAUGGGACUCUUCGGAUCCUUUUUCAGCGGCAUCCAGCUGGCCAUCAUGGAACAUAAGGAGCUGCUGAAGGUGCCCUGGGACUGGCAAAUAGGUCUUUUGUACAUCGGUUUCAGUGCCUUCAUGUUCGGCCUGUACAGCUUCAUGCCUGUGGUGAUGAAGAGAACGAGCGCCACCUCAGUCAAUCUCUCCCUGCUCACUGCUGACCUGUACAGCUUCUUCUGUGGCCUCUUCCUCUUUCACUACAAGUUCUCGGGCCUUUAUCUGUUGUCGUUCUUCAUCAUCAUCUUGGGCUUGGUCCUUUACUCCACCUCAUCUACCUAUGUGGCCCAGGACCCGCGAGUCUAUAAGCAGUUCAGAAACGCGGGCGGUCAGCCGAUCACCGACCAGCCUCCGCUCAGCGCCGGAGUCCUGGAGCCCUCCGUCACCUACACCAGUCUGGGCCCCGAGGCGACGGACGAGCUUCCUGUACGCGUAGCCUAAGCUCUGGGAGGGAGAUUGAUCUGUCAGCCUGGCGCAUCAGUGAGUCGGCUGCAGCCUCCAGGUUCUGCCCAUAGUUGUAUACAGAGCGGCAGGGCAGCAGGACGGCUGGGCCAUCACCCAGGUAUGUCCAGGUUUUCAUUUUAUGGCCUGUGUUGGGGGAUGGAGUCUCCACCCGCCCAGUGACCAAGUUCAAUUCAUGUAUCCAAAAUUUGUACCUGAAAAACCUGAAAGAAUGUCAUUUAAGCAAAUAGCAAAGUGAAACUGUCGAUUUCACUGUGAUCAAAGACUGCGAGUAGACAAUAGUGACUGAAAACGAUCAUUCAUGUAAAUAGAUGGUAUUGUAAUUUUACUGUAUUUAAUCUCCUGCUUUCUUUUUUUUAUAUCUGUCAAGAAGGUUUGUGCUUAAUACCUGUGUAUAUGCUAACAUCUGAUUUCAUAUCUUAUUAUCUGAUCGGAAUCUACCGCGUUUCUAAAUCCACCCGCUCACAUGAUGGAUGCCUUAUAGGCUGGAACAAAUAUAUAC